UCACCGUCGUUAUAGAAAAGAAAAGAAAAACCAAUAACAAAAAUAAUAAUUAAAAAAAACCUUUGCUGCCGAGUGGCGCUCACUGGCGGCAGUAGCGGCGGCUGCCGGAAGCAAAAAAAUCGUGUAGCUCAUCGUCGUAUGUGAUUGUGAGAUGGGGAAUCCAAAGCAGAAGUGGACGGCGGAGGAAGAAGAAGCAUUAAGGGCGGGAGUGGCCAAAUACGGCAAAGGGAAUUGGAAAUUAAUUCAAAGAGACCCUGAGUUAAGCCCUUUCCUCUUUGCUCGCUCCAACAUUGAUCUCAAGGACAAGUGGCGGAACUUGAGUGGUGGUCCCGGCGGCCAUGGUUCACGGGAAAAAUCAAGGGCGUCGAAGCCCAAGCCGAGCUCCGACGGUUCGCAGGGCGCUGUUGUUGUUAAGCAAACUGCAUUGCCUAAACCACUUGUUGAUGAUUCUUCGAAAAGCUUUGCUCCAAACCGGUACAAUGAAAUGAUUAUUGAAGCCAUAUCAGCGUUGAAAGAGCCAAACGGAUCAGAUAACAGAGCGAUUGUCGGCUACAUUGAGCAAAGGCAAGAGGUACCUCAAAGUUUUAAGAAGCAGUUAUGUUCAAGGUUGAAAAGGCUGGUUGCUAUAGAAAAACUAGAAAAGGUGCAAAAUCGGUACAAGAUACGAAAAGAUGAGACAUUCGGGAUGAAGACGGCAAGCCCAAAACAAAAAGGCACGAAGCUUAAGCAGUCGCAAAAUCCUGGUCAUAAAACUUGCGAUGCAGUUGAAGAAGCUUCAAUGACUGCUGCCUAUCUUAUUGCUGAAGCAGAAAAUAAGUCAUUUGUUGCAGCUGAAGCAGUUAAAGAGGCAGAACGAGUCUCGAAAAUGGCUGAAGAUGCAGAUUCACUACUACAGUUGGCCAAAGAGAUUUUUGAAACAUGUUCUCAAGGUGAAAUUGUGCUGGUAGCAUAAUAGGACAUGAUAGAGAUGAUGACCCCUCCCCCCUUCAAUUAGAAUAUGUAUAUAAUGUUUUCUCUUGUUUUUCUCCAGAUUUUAACUUUGACUAAUUUGUAUGACUGAUAAACUCGACUAUUUUGAAUAUUUAUUAAUUUAAAAUCAUUUCUGAAAUAUUUAUAAAGUACAAAGUUAUGAA
Molecule: messenger RNA, 1133 nt
Organism: Gossypium raimondii (Peruvian cotton)
Lineage: Eukaryota; Viridiplantae; Streptophyta; Magnoliopsida; Malvales; Malvaceae
Product: telomere repeat-binding factor 4
Exons: 6
Coding region: 152-952 (266 amino acids)
Biological process (GO): nucleosome assembly
Cellular component (GO): nucleosome
Molecular function (GO): double-stranded telomeric DNA binding
Source: RefSeq, a predicted model, not a curated record